Pseudophryne corroboree (corroboree frog) is the source of this 4705-nucleotide messenger RNA. It is a transcript of the gene HS6ST1, whose product is annotated as heparan sulfate 6-O-sulfotransferase 1. The record is from RefSeq and is a predicted model, not a curated record. Gene Ontology annotation, cellular component: membrane. Gene Ontology annotation, molecular function: heparan sulfate 6-sulfotransferase activity. The coding region runs from base 380 to 1615 and encodes 411 amino acids. The transcript has 3 exons. NCBI's taxonomy places the organism in Eukaryota, Metazoa, Chordata, Amphibia, Anura, Myobatrachidae.
GAGCAGGCGCUGUGCAUGCUGGGCUGUGAUCAUGGUGGUGUACGGACAGGAAGGAGGCUGGAAAGCAGCCGGGAGCCCCAGAUCUCCGUAGAUCUACUGGAGGACACCACCGGGGAUGGGCGGGUGGUGGUGAGGAGGACUGGGGUCACCUGGGAGCUCCUUUAUAAAGACCUGAUUGGUUUCCAGCUACGCUACCGCCUGCUACAUUGGGCACUUUGGAACGUGGGUGAAGAUCACACAGGUUACCCUGAUCUCAGCAUUCUAGAACGUUGAGCCUCUGGGGGAUACGUUAUAUCUUCCUGAAGAACCCACCAGCCAGGGAAGACCGUUGCCUGGAAACCCUGGGAGAUGGUGACAUCGGAAGAGUGUCGGAAGGACCAUGGUUGAGAGGACCAGCAAAUUUUUGCUGAUCUUGGCUGGCUCGGUGUUCUUCAUGCUGAUCCUGUACCAGUAUGUGGGACCAGGGAUGAAUUUGGGAUCUCCAAGCAGGUACUACCAAGAGGACCUGGACCUUUUCCCAACCCCAGACCCUCACUAUGUCAAGAAGUACUUUUUCCCAGUGAGGGACCUGGACCGAUCUCUGACCUUUGAUAUGAAAGGGGACGAUGUUAUUGUCUUCCUGCACAUCCAGAAGACCGGGGGGACCACUUUUGGGAGGCACUUGGUGCAGAACGUGAGGCUGGAGGUGCCCUGUGACUGCAGACCUGGCCAGAAGAAGUGUACCUGCUACAGACCUAACAGGAAGGAGACUUGGUUAUUUUCCCGUUUCUCCACUGGUUGGAGCUGUGGACUUCAUGCAGACUGGACAGAGCUUACUAACUGUGUGCCAGGGGUGCUUGAUAAGAAGGAGACCUUAAUGAAGAUGAGAAGUUAUUCUGAGACGCGCUUACUCCCAGAGAAAAAUGCCGGAUGGAAAUUUUAUUACAUUACACUGCUAAGAGACCCUGUCUCCCGAUACCUCAGUGAGUGGAGACAUGUGCAAAGAGGAGCCACCUGGAAAACAUCCCUACACAUGUGUGAUGGAAGGACACCAACACCAGAGGAGCUGCCGUCCUGCUAUGAAGGCACAGACUGGUCAGGGUGUACAUUGCAGGAGUUUAUGGAAUGUCCGUACAACUUGGCCAACAAUCGCCAGGUGAGGAUGUUGGCGGACCUCAGUCUUGUUGGAUGCUACAAUAUGUCCUUUAUCCCUGACAACAAGCGAGCGCAGCUUCUGCUAGACAGCGCCAAAAAGAACUUAAAGGAUAUGGCAUUUUUUGGCCUUACGGAAUUCCAGCGAAAGACUCAAUAUCUCUUUGAGAGAACUUUUAAUCUGAAGUUCAUCAGACCUUUCAUGCAAUACAACAACACUCGUGCAGGUGGAGUUGAUUUAGACAAUGGCACUAUACAAAGGAUCGAGGAGCUUAAUGACUUAGACAUGCAACUGUACGACUAUGCAAAGGACCUUUUCCAGCAGCGCUAUCAGUUCAAGAGGCAGGUAGAGCGAAUGGAACAACGCAAGAAGAAUCGUGAGGAGAGACUUCUUCAGCGGUCCAACGAGGCUUUUGCCAAGGAGGCAGAGGAUGUUCGCUGGCCUACAGAAGACUACAUGAGCCAUAUUAUAGAGAAGUGGUAGACAGAUAUGUACUUUUAUACUACUGGAAAAACUGGUUUCACAUUUGUUAUUCUAUAUUGUAUAAAAUACUGAACAUUAUAAAUAAGAACACUUUUUAUUUAAUGUUGUAGCACAGAGCUCAAAGCUUCAGUAAUUGUUCAACCCUACGGUAUGUGGGACAAUGUCCCUUAUUUUAAUGUAGUGAGAAAGUGACCACACAGUGUCAACAAUCCUAGGUUUCAUUCACACUAGGGAGUCAUUAAAGCAUUGUUAACUGUGUUUUUUGUAUCUUGCUUCACAAAUUCUCAAGAGGAAAAUGAACUAAUAACAGUGGUAUGUUUAAUAGCCUAAAACACAUUCUUGCUCUUAUAACCCUUAAACAAAUCCCGUAUGUUGGCCAAAGACAACAAUUUGCAGUGAGAAACUAAAUUGUAUUUGUACCUCUUCCUUUUUUUAUUAUUUUAUAAAGCUAUGUAAAAACAAAUUUCUAUUUUUAAAAUGUUGUACAGGUAUGGGUAACAAUUUUUUAUAGGAUGUUAAUAUUGUUUGUUUGAUUUUGCCUUUAUUAAUCUUAAUAAUGCAAUCAAAAGAGAACAGUCAAUGUCUUCUAUUAGAUUAUGUGUAUGUCCCUUUUAUGUCCUGGUUUAAGUUUGGGAUCUAUGCAAAUUACUUUCAUUCACGCUUACCGAUGCUAUCUUGAAGGCCGUAGAGUGAAUAAUGUAAGUCCAUCCUACGCACUAAAUCACACUCUUGACAUCUGUCUCCUUUGUUAGUAGGUGCCUUCAACUUAGCUUUUAGAAGCUGAGAGAUCAUUUUAACAACCCAUUUAUUAAACUUGAAGGUUAUUAAAGAUUAAAAAUAAGUUCAGGAGGAAAAAAAAAAAUCAAUAAACUAAACUCCGAUCUUGUACAGCUACACUGGACCAAUCUUCAGCAUAGCCAUAGUUCAACAGCUAGGCGAACCCAGACUGAGGUGCUUGGUUGUUUCUACCGGCAGAGAAUCCCAGAGUAUUGGGUUGUAAUCAGGGAGACGGAACAUGUUUUGUCAGAUCUGAUUGGACAAUUGCUUAUCCAAUCAGCAUAAAUAACCAUUCAAUACAGUUUGUGCACAUUUGUACAUCAAGGUUUUUAUUCUUGGAGAUGCAAGCAGUGCUGGACCUGUGCAGGGGGUAUAGGGAAUAUUAUGUAUCAGUUCUCCUAAAAAAAAAAUAGGGAAUAUAAAUAAAAUGGAGCUUUAUAUAAUGCUCUGUAAGAAGUGGCAGGGCUCCUGUAGUGGAGUAGAGAAAAUGUAUUUGGUAUAACAGAGCUUUUACACACAAGUUUUCCUAGGAUUUUCUCGUACAAGUUAAGAGCAGUAGUUGAUCCUUUUUGGAUUCAAAAUUGCCAUUAAUAAAGAAGCAAUCGAACUCUUACAUGCAGUAGAUCAAUGUAACACUAAGUGUGUGAUGUUGAGGUCACAUUGGAGCAAUGUUGCGCCACUAUUACCAUUACAUGCUGUUCCUUGGCAACAUGUGCAUCGCUCCAACAUCACUUGGAAUUGAAUUGUCCCCUUAGUUUUUGGCCAGAUAUUUUGUAAGAGAGUGCUUUUUUCUGAUGGUACUGGAUUUGCACCCUACUGCUACUGAACACAUUGGCUUGCUUGCAGGAUUCCUUAAGUUCUUUUCAGCCAGUAUGUCACUAGGUAAUAGGUUUUAUUAUACUUGGCAAACCUGUUAAAUUAUAUGAAGGUUGGUUAACCCUGGAAACAAUAAUCUAAAUUCUAUUUUUUAUUGGCAAAUAAGUGGAACUUUUAGCUAUUGCGAGUGUCGCACCGAGGGCCGGAUGUAAUGACGCCCAAGAUCACUGGAGGUGCGUAAUGCCGUCCGAUCUUGGAUGUUUUUGUAAAGGGGCAAUAAAUGAAAAGGCAAAAACCAUGCCUUGUAAGUGGUUGCCUUUUUUAAAAAAAAUGUUCGAGAUCGGCCGGUGUCUUGUACCUACGGUGUCUUGGGUGUCAUUACAUCCGGCCCCUAUUGUUUUUCCCAUUUGAACUCGUGAUCUAGAACACAUAAUAUCUAUUAUUGAUUUGAGUACACACCUGCGGCGGGAUGUAAUGCCGCCCCGAGUCCGGUGGCUGUGCGGGAUGCCGGCCGAACUCGGACGUUUUUUUAAAGGGGCAAUCACUUACAAGACAUGGUUUUGCCUUCUAAGUGAUUGCCCCUUUAAAAAAAAGUGUCAGAAUUCAGCCGGCAUCCCACAUCCCGCUGCAGGUGUUUUGUCAAUCAGACUGAACAACUGCAUCUGAUAACCUUUCCCAAUUCAGGUUCCAUUAUUUCCAGACUACAGGAUCAUAUAGGAUUGAUUGAUUCAACCAAAUUGGCUGAAAUUUACCAAAUUAGUCACCAUUCUCUAUGCAUCUUAUUUAUAGAGCGCUGCCAUAUAUUGUUGAACAUUGUAAUUGCUAACAUUCUGUCUGAUAAAGAAUAGAGCAGAUUACCCAUGGUUAGUAGUGUCCUUAUAUUAAACAUAUCACUGUUUCUAGUACGUUAAGUCUCAAUAGGGUGAACUUGGACCUGUCAUAAAUGUACCCACUAGCAAGACUAGUCCAUAUUAAGGACACAGCCCCACUUAGUGUUGAAGAGUGGUAUUGCAAGAAAAGCACUUCUGUGGGAAUUGUAAUUGUGUAUUUAGCAUUUUACAGCAGUGUACUUCUAGGAUCCCCAAAUCAAGAUGAACUUGUGCUAAUUACGAGCCUUUUAAUUAGAACAUUGACAUUUGACACUUAUUUAAUUUUCUAUUUUCUGUUCUACACAAAUGUGACAUGUUUGCUCAUUGUAAUAAAUCAAAAUAUGUUAAUUUAUUGAAAUGAGCAUGUCUGAAUAUUUAAAGCUAUUUAAAUGAUCAUACAAGUACACAAUCUGUUUUGUCUUUGGAAAACCUUUUAAUAUGUCCCCUUUUACGAAGGUAUAAAUAAACAUUACCCUCUGUUCCUUACUGGAUCUCUCUCCCUCUUUUCCUCCCUUGUUCCCUUUGCCUGUUUCUAAUGUUGCACACAGUAAAUUUUCUAAGCCAUUUAUAUCACUGUGAAACACACUUGUCAUGUUGCUUUAAUAAAUAAAAGAUGGAUAAUGAAGAA